AUGCUCGUCAUUUGGAAGCGGAGCGCCCAGCACUUUGCGGAAGGUAAGAUUGAACGAGCCGGACAGUUGAUACGGAUUGCUAAGUUUGACAGGAUCUUGCGUGAAUGUGCCAAGUACUUCGAACAGGGCUUUAUUAAGCCCAUCCGACCUAUCAAGACCUUCGCAGCUAGCGAGAUCGGAGAUGCGUUCCGGUUCAUGCAGAGAGGAACCCACAUUGGCAAACUUACCGUUCGCAUGCCUGAUGAUCUCAAGGAUCUUCCUUGUGCUGCUCGCCAUCCAGAUCUACCUUUGCAUGAAGAUGCAAGCUACCUGCUUGUUGGGGGCCUUGGUGGCGUUGGACGAUCAAUCGCCUCUUGGCUCGUCGAAAACGGUGCCAAACAUAUUGUCUUCCUUUCGCGGUCGGGGCGAUCUGAGAAGACCGAGCAUUUCAUCCAAGAAUUGGAAGUCCUGGGUUGCCAGGUCCAGGUCUUCAAAGGCUCGGUCGCUAACUUUGACGAUGUACAACAAGUUGCAACCCAAGCAGAGAAGCCCAUUCGCGGCGCUAUACAGUUGUCAAUGGCUCUCCAGGUAGGAUCCUUGUGA
Molecule: messenger RNA, 582 nt
Organism: Aspergillus melleus
Lineage: Eukaryota; Fungi; Ascomycota; Eurotiomycetes; Eurotiales; Aspergillaceae
Exons: 1
Coding region: 1-582 (193 amino acids)
Biological process (GO): secondary metabolite biosynthetic process; fatty acid biosynthetic process
Molecular function (GO): fatty acid synthase activity
Source: RefSeq, a predicted model, not a curated record